Cynara cardunculus var. scolymus (artichoke) is the source of this 1167-nucleotide messenger RNA. Its product is annotated as F-box/kelch-repeat protein At3g06240-like. The record is from RefSeq and is a predicted model, not a curated record. The coding region runs from base 1 to 1167 and encodes 388 amino acids. Gene Ontology annotation, molecular function: protein binding. Lineage: Eukaryota; Viridiplantae; Streptophyta; Magnoliopsida; Asterales; Asteraceae. The transcript has a single exon.
AUGGCUGACAUCCACCGUCCCCAUAAGAACAUCACACCGGAGCUACCACCUGAGAUAUGGUUGUUUCACAUACUACCAAGGCUGCCGAUCAAGUCCCUACUCCGUGUUAUGUCUGUUUGCAGGCAAUGGCGAUCCAUCAUAAAAACACCCACGUUUGCGAACGUCCACCUCCACCGCGUAACCACCAACGGCCACCAUGAAAACAGCCACAAACUUCUCGUCUUGUCCACCAUAACACCAUGCAGCUUCCGCACCAUGGAUUGUGAAACGCCUGAAGAUGAUUUAACUACCGCACGCUCUUUCCCAUUCAAAACGAGUCCUGAAAACGUGAUGAUUAUAGCAUCUUUGAAUGGGCUGGUAUGCGUAGGCAUAAAGAAGUGCAGGUACGAUGACGAUGAAUACUCCGAUCUAAUAUUAUGGAAUCCUGUGACGGGUGAUUAUAAGACGUUGUCUAAAGCCAAUUCUAACAAACAAUGCUACAAGACCUGUGGAAUAGCAUUUGGGUUGUAUUACAGUUGUGCCGAUGAUGACUACAAGCUCCUACGUGUAACCAUUGAUCGGGAUGCUUAUAUAUACUCAUUGAGAUCUGACUCAUGGAGAAUGGUCGAAUCAACACAAGAGUACUUGCGACAUAAACCCUCUUGGUUUUCAGAAUCUUGGAAUCCAAGUACUUUUUUGAAUGAAAAACUCUAUUUCUUAAAGCAAGUCAAGAGAGCGACCGUAAGUCCACAAUCGUAUUCAAUUAUACAGUUCGAUGUGAAGACGGAGAAGUUGACAGAGACAGCAGCCCCGUCUUUUGGAAAUCUAUUGACGGGCUGUUUAAACAUGACGGUUCUAAGAGGGUGCAUUCACUUGACGAUUUGGAAAGCGAAAUUUCGACACUGGUGUCGAACAAUGGAGAUGUGGAGAAUGGAUGAAGAUGGAGAUUGGGGAAAGAUGGUAACUUAUUGCUCGAUACCCUCUUUUCCAUGGUUUCAGCAACAACUGCAUUUGAUGAGGAGUGGAAAUUGGCUUAUGCAUUCUGAAUAUGGUAUUUACGAAGUAGAUCUUGAGAAGGACACCAAAGUCCAGUUGUAUACGCAUCCUGCCAAUAGCAUCAUUAUCCAUCCACGAGGGAAAUACAUCCAGACUUUUGUGUCACCCAAUCAAUAUACAUAUAGCAUCUAG